AAAGGCACAUCCUUCAGCAAUGGACAAUACUUAUUCAGAUGUCCAUGUGGAAAAUGAUAACACAGAGCAUAUCAGAGGGAAAAGACUUUCCUCCAUUUUAAAGGCUCCRCGAAGUCCCCUUCAUGACCUUGGAAGUGGGAAUGAAUUCACUCAGGAUAUCAAUGUGGAAAAACGUCGGAAAAACUCUCGACGUGUCAGCUUUGCAGACACCAUAAACUGCAGAGUCUUCCAGAGAGAUCAUAAGACUGAUGUGGCAGAGAAAGAAAAUACAGACUUGGAGUGUGUGGGAGAUACAAGGAAACAAGUCCUGCUUAAUCAAAAUGAAGAACAAGAACCUGAAGCUGUUCAGUGUGAGAUCACUGGGAUGGACACUUUGCUUCAUGCCCCUAUCCAGGCAUUGGUGCAGCCGACUGAGUGGCACAGUGCAGAAAACACCACUCAAAGAACAAAUAGGCAUGACACAACAGUGAUCUUUUCAGAUGAAAAUGAAAUGGAUAUGACAGCUCCUCACACUGCAGUGAUUACACAUGGCCUGGAAAACAAUCAGACAGACACAGCUGAGAAUAUCCCAUCAGUCCUGGCUGGGUUAAAGUCUAACGAUGGAAAGUCAGAAAUGAACAAAGAAAUUCAUUUUUCCUGUGAUCCUUCAAACAGUUCGUACCCAUCUUCUGAAGAGAAACCAGAUGCAGGAAAGAAAAUAAAUUUCAAUGCAUUUUUGAUGAGCCUGAAGUCAAAUAAAAAGGUGCUAAAUCCUAUUGAAGGACCUGAAAAAGAGAACCUGUUUUUUGGUCCUUCACAAAUUUCAGAAGACGUGACACCAUCAUCAGCUGGAUACCUAUGUUCUCAUGAACCUGAAGCUACCUGCAACAUGAAGUCAAAUAAAAAGGUGCUUAAUCCUACUGAAGGACCUGAAAAAGAGAACCUUUUUUUUGGUCCUUCACAAAUUUCAGAGGACAUGGCACCAUCAUCAGCUGGAUGCCUCUGUUCUCACAAACCAGAAGCAGCCCGCAACAUGAAGUCAAAUAAAAAGGUGCUUAAUCCUAUUGAAGGACCUGAAAAGGAGAACCUUUUUUUUGGUCCCUCACAAGUUUCGGAAGAUGUGGCACYGCCAUCAGCAGGAUACCUAUGUUCUCAUGAACCAGAAGCCACCUGCAACGUGACAAAAAUCUUUAGUGGGCARGAUGAUGGGAUGGAAAUGACAACGUGUCAGGCAUCUGAUGUUAAGCCUGUGUUUCCUGGCUCUUGUGAGGCUCCACCAGAGCAAUUGGUGUGUGCAGAUGUUACUGAGGCAUUUGUAGAUGACGGUAUGGAUAUGACAAUUAAUUAUACUGCAAAACUCUCUUUUCCCUCCUCCAAUAUUGAGAGUCRAAGUCUGAACUUCCAAAAGGAUUUUCCAGCCACAGAAUUAGGUAAUAAUUCUUUUGGUCCUUCACAAGUUUCAGAAGAUGGGGCACCAUCAUCAGUGGGAUACCUGUAUUCUCACGAACCAGAAGCCACCUGCAACGUGACAAAAAUCUUUAGUGGGCARGAUGAUGGGAUGGAAAUGACAACGUGUCAGGCAUCUGAUGUUAAGCCUGUGUUUCCUGGCUCUUGUGAGGCUGCACCAGAGCAAUUGGUGUGUGCAGAUGUUACUGAGGCAUUUGUAGAUGAUGGCAUGGAUAUGACAAUUAAUCAUACUGCAAAGCUCUCUUUUCCUUUCUCCAAUAUUGAGAGUCGAAGUCUGAACUUCCAAAAGGAUUUCCCAGCCACAGAAUUAGGUAAUAAUUCUAUAUUAAAGAGAACACCUAAGCUGCAAUUGCUUGUUCAGGAGAACCCCCAGCUUUGUACAGACAAGACCAUGGUAAAUACUGAAAACAGGCUAGAUGCUACAGUGCUACAAGCUGUUGACCAACAACCUCAACCAAUGCCUGUGAUUCCAGGAUCUGCUUCCUUUGACACCGUCUUCCAAUGUGAUAAAACUGUUGCUUUUUCUAUGGGUGAUGACAUGGAAAUCACUGGGAAUUAUACAGGUGUAAUAGACAAUGAAAGCACCAAGGAAGUUGGCAGUUUGUGUAGUAAAGCUAUCGAAAAAACAGCUCAUGCAAAAUCUUUGCUAGUAGAACAUUCACACCCGGUAUGUGGUGAUGAUGAUAGGGACGUUGCAAAAAAUCUAGCUGAUAAUUUUAUCCCAAAAGUUCUCUGUGGUGGUAAACUGAACUUGGAUAAAGAGGCUGGACAGGAGGUUCUUUCAAAUAGCAGAGCUACUACUGUGUUUGCUAUGGGUGAUAUGGAAAACACAGAAACCCGUAAUGGACCUUUGCAAAAAAUUGCUCCGCAAGGUAGGCAGCACAACCAGUCCGUUUCUUUAACUUCCAUUGAUAAAACAAUUAUGUUUACAAGUGAACAGAAUGACAUGGAAAUGACUGUUGAUAACAGUAUUCAUAGAAUCUUAUCUCAGGACAGGCUAAACCUUGCUAAGCAGGCUGGAGAGGAGACUGUUUCAAAUGGCAAAACAGUUGUCUUUAUUUUGCCUGAGGAUAUGGAGAUCACCAAAACUCACACUGCUGUAUUAAGUGGUGAGCUGGAUUUACAGGCUAGACCAUCCACUUCUCUUCCUGCUGAUAAAACCAUUCUGUUUUCAGACAGCCAAGAGGAUAUGGAAAUAACUGCCCCUCAUCCUUUUGCUCUUAGCAGUGAUGUUACAGAAUCCAAGAACCAAGAACUGUCGCGUAAAAGCACUCGGCAACUGAGCUCGCAGGGUGUGUUGUCAGCCUCUGGCAGAGAGGGAACAUACUGUGCAAAAGACCUAACUGGGGAAUAUCCUGCAGAGCCUAAGGGUAAAACUGACCCUUCUGCUUCAUCAGCCUCUGUGUUUCCUAGUGAAAAAGAAACUAUUAGAGGCCACAGUGAUGAAGUAGCAGAUUCUGUUUAUGCUGCGGCACUUCCAGAAGACGCUUUGGAUGUCCACACACACCCCAGUCCCACAGGGAACUGCGUUUCUGCAAACGAUCAAGAGCUAGGAAAACUGAAGUCAAGGAGAAUGUCUUUCAAGCUUCCAAGUAAUGGUGUUGUGGAUUUCAGUGAAGGAGGGGAAGAUCUGGUGUCUCAUGUUUCACCUCCUAUCCAGCAGCCAGAUUCUCUGAAGAGCGUGCCUGAUACCCUCGGUACUCGAGGAAACCAAGGCUUGAAAGAUGAUUCAUCUAGACAGGAAGAUCUAGCUACAGAUUUCGCCAUGGACAGAUCAAAAAUCGUUCCAGUUUCUAACAACAAAUCGCAUGAAGAUGAGGUGUUUUCACCUGAAGGGGAGAAACUUCCGGAAGACUUCCCAAUAAACUCCAAACAAACUGGGCAACUUUCAGUCAGUGACAUUCCAGGAGAUCAAAUAGAUCCCACUCUGGUCCCUAAAUUAUCGAGUAUCUUAAACGUUUGUUCAAAGCUGAAAAAUAUCAGAAGGAGAUCUGCAGUUGUGUCUGUUUCUGAAGGAACUUAUGCUGACCACUUGCCUAAGUUAGCAGCUCAAGCAGAGGACACUUUGAGCACAGGAAAAAACACUGCUGAGGAGGAGAAUGUGUGUCUGGAAUCUGCAGCUGCUCCAAUACAGGCAAACUCAGGCAUGGCCCUGAUGGAUAAAUAUCAGGGAAUAAAUGUCCCUCUAGGUAUUUUUCUGCCGAAGUUACCAAACAGAAGAAAUCCUUCUAUUUCUAGUGAGCAAGACAUAAAUGUAAAAUCUUCAGGCAAAAUGGGAGCAGUGAUUUCUGAGGUAAGACCAGACCCUGCAGAAAGCCCAGAUGGCAACAACUGCAGUGAGCAGAACCUGAGCCUUUCUCAGUUUAUAGAAGAAGAAUUUCUUCCCGUCUUCCCAGAAGAAAUGGAUUCAAAUGAAUCUGUAAAUUCUGAACCAGAAGGAGGAUCCCACGAGACGAGCAAAGGAGAAAUUCCUUACAAUGAAAGGACUCAAUCUGAAAACACAAGAGCCUCUAGCAGUCCAAAAAGAGCUUUGGAACACGAUGAAGAGGCCCUUCCACAACUAAAGAAGGUCAAAAUGGAUGAAUCUUUGGAUGGUGAGGCCUCCCAAGCCCUGCAGGUUAUUUCUGCUGCUGUGUCUAAAAGCCAAAUAGAAGUUCACGAAGAUGGAGAUUCUCCAGCUAAAAGCCCUGACUGUACACAGGCCAACACCAGCAGCUCUCUGGAUUCUGUUAAGGCUGACACAGAAUUAACUAUUCAGCGAAGCAGCCAGAUGGAAUCUCACCUUUUCAUGGACAGCAUUUGUGAAGAAAACCUACGGGAGAAACUUCAAAGUGGUAUCAUCACAGUUGGAGAAUUUUUCACUCUUCUUCAAGUCCAUAUUCCAAUUCAGAAGCCCCGGCAGAGUCAUCUUCCAGCCAACUACACAGUGAGCACUCCACCUACUGAAGAAGAUUUGCUUUACAGCCAGUACAUAUAUUGCCCCACGGUGUGUAUUUACGAAGAGGAUUGCCAGGCCCUUUCUCAGAUGAUAGAGGAAUUAAAACCUUAUGCAAGUGUCCAGAAUCAGCUCUUGGUGAAUGUGAACAGGAGCUUGUGGGAAGUGAUGAGAACCUGCUCUGAUGAAGAGCUGAGGAACUUUGGAGCAGAAUUGAACAAAAUGAAAUCCUAUUUCACCAAGGAAAGUAAAAUCCUGGCUCACAAUGGGAAAGUGACACUGUACAGCAAACUGUUGCAGAGCACACAGGAACAAUGGGAGGAACUGCAAAUGAGAAAAACAAAAAUGGAGGAAAUCCUCACAGAGGCAGAGACCUGUCUUGCUGCUCUGGAGGGAGAUUCCAGCUGGGACGAAUUUGAAGCAACAUGUAAUGAAAAGGCGGGAUGCGAGUCUGAAGGGAGAAAAAUAGAUCAAGAAUUGGAAAACCUCAGAGCUCAAGAAGAGCAGCUUCAAAGAGAACUGUCAGAUCUGGAGAGUGAGAAGGAGCAAGUGCUUGCUGAGAUAAACCAGCUGCAGAAGAAAGAAAAAACCUGUGAGAAACUUAUGAACAUGUACAACGACUUCAAUGAGUGGGAAAUUAGUGAAUGGAGUGAUCAGCAGGCAGUCUUUACUUUUCUUUAUGAUUCCAUUGAAUUCAAGGUAGUCUUUGGAUCAGCAAUUGAUGGUGAUGUUUUUGGUGGAAUUCCCUGCAGAAAGAUAGAGAGCAUGGGCUUUGAAUCCCUCCUGGAUGAAGAAGCAGCUCCACUUUCUUCACGUUUAGCCCAAAGGCUCAUUUUCCAGUUUAUUGAAAGCAAAGGAUGCUGGCAGGAAAGGUGCCCCACGCUCCACUACUUGCCCCAGGUGCUUCACGACAUCUCCUUGGUUGUGAGUCGUUGUAAGGCCCUUGGAGAGGAGAUUGAAUUUCUGGAGAAAUGGGGUGGAAAAUUUAAUCUUCUAAAGACAGAUAUCAACAACACAAAAGUGAAGCUUUUGUUCUCCAGCUCUACAGCUUUUGCGAAGUUUGAAUUGACCCUGGUGUUGUCUGCCAGCUACCCCUCAGCUUCGCUGCCUUUUACUGUCCAAACAAAAAUUGGGAACAUUGGAGAGGAGGAGAUUUCUGCUGUUGUGUCCAAGGUACCCACUGGUUACCAAUAUUUGCGGAGAGUGGUCGGCUCGAUUCAUCAGAACCUGCUCCAGGAUCCCAGAUGAUUCACGUGCUGGAUUGAAGGUGUCCAACUGGAUAUUCUUGGCUCCCCUCCCACAGGAAUUCACAGCAGCCUCGCUGCACCAUGAACACUGUUAGCUGCUUAGCUCUUUAUGAAUUUUGCCCAGUAGCUGAUUUCUGGGAUGCUCAGUGUAAGCCCUAAACUCAUCCCUUAGACCAAAGCCUAGAUGCAGAUAUCCCAAGGGCAGGAGGAAGCAUUUAUGCCUCUUAAUUAACCCAGCCUGAUGCUAUUGGACUCCUCCUGUAGUCUUCCAGGUUGCUUUUGUAUAGUCUGAAAUAUAGGUUGAGCCUGGUGCUAACUGAGCUAAUCCCGAAUGAUUUAUGAUGCUGAAGGGCCCUAGCAAUUCUUAACUGUCCAUUUGGUGUAGGCAGCUGAUGA
Molecule: messenger RNA, 6024 nt
Organism: Nothoprocta perdicaria
Lineage: Eukaryota; Metazoa; Chordata; Aves; Tinamiformes; Tinamidae
Gene: KNL1
Product: kinetochore scaffold 1
Exons: 25
Coding region: 20-5629 (1869 amino acids)
Biological process (GO): cell division; attachment of spindle microtubules to kinetochore; protein localization to kinetochore
Cellular component (GO): nucleus
Source: RefSeq, a predicted model, not a curated record